This is a messenger RNA of Ochotona curzoniae (black-lipped pika), 2481 nucleotides long. RefSeq names its product protocadherin alpha subfamily C, 1 (gene PCDHAC1). Gene Ontology annotation, cellular component: plasma membrane. Lineage: Eukaryota; Metazoa; Chordata; Mammalia; Lagomorpha; Ochotonidae. The record is from RefSeq and is a predicted model, not a curated record. Bases 1 to 2481 code for a protein of 826 amino acids. The transcript has a single exon. Gene Ontology annotation, biological process: homophilic cell-cell adhesion. Gene Ontology annotation, molecular function: calcium ion binding.
AUGGCGGGCUGGGGGUCGGCAGUUCUCUGGUUGUGGGUCUCCUGCGGGGCUGCUGCAGGACAGCUCGAGUACAAAGUGUUGGAGGAGGCGGAGCGCGGUUUGAUAGUGGGCAAUGUCGCCACGGACUUGGGAUUGUCGGCAGCUGCUUUGUCCCUGAGAAACUUUCGCCUCCUUUCCGGCCAGGGUGAGCACUACUUUGGGGUGGACAUGGCCAGUGGCAGCUUGGUGGUGCGGGAGCCGGCGGACCGCGAGUUGCUGUGUGGGGUGAGCGAUGCGUGCGUCCUGAGCUAUGAACUCCUGUUGGAGGAUCCGCUGGAGCUGCACAAGAUGCAUGUUCGCGUCCUGGACACCAAUGACAACUCCCCUGUCUUCCCCGCUGGCGACGUCCUACUCCACAUCCCCGAGGUCCUGGCGCCAGGAGCUCACUUUAGUCUCCCCAAUGCCCAGGAUGCGGACGAGGGUAGCAAUGGGGCGCUCAGCUACAGCCUCAGCCCAAGCCAGUACUUUCGCCUGGCCAUGGGGUCGCGGGUCGACGGCAGCCACUACCCGGAGCUGGUGCUAGAGAUGGCUCUGGAUCGUGAGCAGCGCGCCACCCACCUACUGGUGCUCACGGCUCGGGAUGGCGGGCUUCCUGCGCGCUCCGGAGACGCCCAAGUCACCGUCGUGGUGGUGGACACAAACGACAACGCUCCAGUGUUUGAGCACUCUGUGUACCGCACCAAGGUUGCAGAGAAGGCGCCCAACGGGACCCUGCUGUUGCAAGUUGAUGCCUCAGAUCCCGACGAAGGCUCCAACGGGGAAGUGUGGUACUCCUUAAGCAACAGCACGCGUGCAGAGCUGCGGCAUUGCUUUCACGUGCACCCUAAAAGCGGGGAGGUGCGAGUGGCAGCCCCACUAGGCCCCCCCGCGGCGCUCUUGGAGGCUUACAUCGAGGCGAGGGACAAAGGCGCCUUCGGUCUGGCCAGCACAGCGAAGCUGCUGGUGGAGGUGACCGACGUGAACGAUCACACCCCCCAGGUGAACUUCAUGACUCUCUACAGCCAGGUCCCUGAGGACGCCACCCCUGGUACAGUGAUUGCCCUUCUUAGUGUAGGGGACGAGGACUUGGGCCCCAAUGGCAGGGUCACUUGCAGCAUGUCUAGUGGGGGCCCCUUCCAGCUGAAGUCUUCCUUUGGCAGCUACUACAGCCUGCUGACAGACGGGGCCCUGGACCGGGAGCAGAGGAGCGAGUACCAGGUCGUCAUCACCGCCUGGGAUGAGGGCUCACCCCCGCUCAGUACAGAAAGGGUACUCACCGUGUCCGUGGCUGACGUGAAUGACAACACCCCGAGCUUUCCCGAACCGCAACAGGAAAUUUUUGUGGCUGAGAACAACAGCCCAGGGGUCUCUAUAGGUCGGGUGUUCGCCCAGGACCCGGAUCAAGGGGAGAAUGGCCUCAUCUUUUAUGAGCUGUUGGAUUUUGUCUUUGAAGGGACAGCGGCCUCUAGUCUGGUGGCAGUGGGGUCAUCCAGUGGGAUGAUCACUGCCAAAACAUCUUUUGACUUCGAGCAGCUCAGGGGGUUUCAAUUCCACGUUGAGGGCCGGGAUGGUGGCAUUCCCCAGCGAAGUGCCACCGCGACUGUCCGCAUAUUCGUGGUCGACAGGAACGACAAUGCUCCCGUUAUCUUGUUUCCCUCGCCCAGAGAUGGCUCAAUCCCAGUGGAAGUUGUGUCCCGCUCCGCCAGAGUCGGACACCUGGUCACCAAAGUGGUGGCCGAGGACGCAGACAGUGGUUUCAAUGCCUGGCUUUCCUACCAUAUCUCCCAGGCUUCUGACUCAAGUCUUUUCAGAAUUUCAGCCCACGCUGGAGAACUGUGCACUGCGCGCCUGGUGCUUCCCACCGAUGCGGUUCAGCAGAGAGUGGUGGUGGUGGUUCAGGACCAUGGAGACCCACCGCUGUCGUCCUCUGUCAUCCUGGGGGUGCUAUUGAGUGACUCUGUUCCUCCGGUGCUUCCAGACUUUGAGAAUGUCUGGGAACCAGGAGGAAGGCUGUCUGCCCUGAAUUUGUAUCUAAUCAUCGUGCUGGCCUGCAUUUCCCUUUUGUUUCUGGGGUGUGUACUUUCCUUCGUGUGUGUCAGGUGGAGUCAGAGCCCAGGUUGUUGCUCUUGGAGGUGUGGUCGCUCGCCAGCUGAUCUGAGGUAUGGAGGGAAGAUGGCUCCGACGUCUUGCAUGGCAUCUGCUAUGGUAGAUGUCACUACAAUUGAGAGACUUUCUCACACUUACCUCUACCGCACCUCUCUGGGGCUCGGCUGUGGAAAUGAAAGCUUACUGCUGCGUGGGAAAUACACAGCUGCUGACAUGAGCAAUUUGGCCACAGGUCUAGGACUGAAAUUGCCAAUACCCUGUAUUCAGAUACGGAAUAGAAAGGGGGAUCAUGCAAGUAUCAAUGUCAUGGUAAGCAACUUUUAUGGGAUUUUUAAAACUCCUUGUAUCAGGAGAUGA